This is a messenger RNA of Schistocerca gregaria, 8905 nucleotides long. It is a transcript of the gene Btk29A, whose product is annotated as tyrosine-protein kinase Btk29A. The record is from RefSeq and is a predicted model, not a curated record. Gene Ontology annotation, molecular function: non-membrane spanning protein tyrosine kinase activity; protein binding; ATP binding. Bases 305 to 2389 code for a protein of 694 amino acids. NCBI's taxonomy places the organism in Eukaryota, Metazoa, Arthropoda, Insecta, Orthoptera, Acrididae. Gene Ontology annotation, biological process: intracellular signal transduction; peptidyl-tyrosine autophosphorylation. The transcript has 15 exons.
GUUUUUCAAACUGUUAAAAUAAAAUGAAAUAAACAUUCUUGAAUCGAUGGUGCAUAGCAUGCCAAUGGCUUGUAUAGGUCGUGCAUUCGGGUUACGCUGUACGUAUAUUUCCGACUUCCUCGUACGAAGUUGAAUGAAAAUAUUGUAGUCGUAUGCUGGAUGGAAGUUUGAAUGAGAAAUCUGAAAAAGCAAAUUUUUGCUGGAGUAAUUUAAUGAUGUAGAGUUUCGUGAAAUCUAGUACAGCUGGGUUUCCUGUAUAAGAAAAAGUGAUAUUUGUUUGGUGCUUCUACAUGGUGGUCAAACUAUGGCAGGAAAAGAUGGUGCAGAUGAAGUAGUUAAACAAGGUUUAAUGAUAAAACGAUCUCAAAAUAAAAAGAGAUUCACACCAGUGAAUUACAAGCAGCGAUGGUUCGUCCUCACAAGGCGUUUUUUGAUAUAUUACGACAGUGAUGGCGAGAAGCCGACGCGCAAGGAGCGCGGCCGCGUGGAGGCGUGCACGGUGUCGGUGGUGGAGCCCGCGGUGCUCGGCGCGGCGCCCGGCGCCGCCCCCGCCGCCAGCGGCAGCAGCUCCAGCCUCGCGGCGCCCGCCCCCGCCGCCCCCUCCGCCGCCCCCGGCGACUCGUCGGGCGAGGCGCACCCGCCCGGCUACCCCUUCCUGGUGGGCUACACCGAGACGGGCCAGGAGUACGCGCUCUACCUGCUGGCCGGCCGAGACCAGGACCGCCACGACUGGAUCGCCGCCAUUCGCGCAGUGUGCCAGGACAGCGGCGCGACGCCGGCCGGCCGCUUCCACCCGGGCCUGUGGUCGGGCAAGCGCUGGUCGUGCUGCCGCGGGCCCGCCCGCCACUGCGACGGCUGCGAGCCCUGCUCCGCCUGGGACGCGACCCCCGGACCCGCGGCCGCCCCCGCCCUCGCCCUCGGCCGCGGCUCCUCCGAGUCCCUCUCGGCUGCCAACCACACGCCGCUGCGGCUAGGUCCACCAUCAACUCCCAUCAUGCCUGGUGGGGCACCUGGAACUCCCUCAGCGAAAGCCAAAGAAAAGCUAAUGAUCCGGCCAAAGGUGGUGGUCGCUCUUUACCCAUUCAAAGCAAUUGAAGGUGGUGACAUAUCAUUGGAGAAGGGUGCUGAGUAUGAGGUGCUUGAUGAUUCACAGGAACACUGGUGGAAGGUGAAAGACGAGCAUGGGAACAUAGGUUACAUCCCUAGUAACUAUGUGAAGGAGAAAGAAUUACUGGGCCUUCAGAAAUAUGAGUGGUAUGUUGGAGACAUGUCCAGACAGAGAGCAGAGUCACUUCUGAAACAGGAAGACAAGGAAGGGUGCUUUGUGGUGCGAAAUUCGUCCACAAAGGGUCUCUACACACUCUCACUAUAUACCAAAGUUCCUCAUCCCCACGUGAAACAUUAUCACAUCAAACAGAACUCUCGGGGAGAAUUCUUCCUGUCCGAGAAGCACUGCUGCAGCUCGAUACCGGACCUGGUCAACUAUCACCGCCACAACAGUGGUGGCCUUGCAUCACGGCUCAAGGCUAGCCCCUGUGACCGCCCUGUUCCUGCCACUGCUGGCCUCAGCCAUGAUAAGUGGGAGAUUGACCCACAAGAACUGAUGUUGUUGGAAGAACUUGGCUCCGGGCAGUUUGGCGUCGUUCGCCGUGGCAAAUGGCGCGGAUCUAUAGAUGUCGCUGUAAAGAUGAUGAAGCAGGGGACUAUGUCAGAAGAUGACUUCAUUGAGGAAGCUAAGGUCAUGACGCGGCUGCAGCAUCUCAACCUGGUCCAGCUGUACGGUGUGUGCAGUAAGCACCGGCCAAUCUAUAUUGUGACGGAGUACAUGCGUCACGGCUCGCUGCUCAACUACCUCCGCCGGCACGAGGCCUCGCUCGGCGGCAACACCGGCCUGCUGCUCGACAUGUGCAUACAGGUGUGCAACGGGAUGGCGUAUUUGGAGCGCCACAAUUAUAUCCACAGAGACCUGGCAGCACGGAAUUGUCUGGUUGGUUCAGAAAAUGUCGUGAAGGUUGCCGACUUUGGUUUAGCAAGGUAUGUUUUGGAUGACCAGUACACGAGCUCUGGUGGCACCAAGUUCCCCAUCAAGUGGGCACCUCCUGAGGUGCUCAACUACACCAGGUUCUCUUCGAAGUCCGAUGUUUGGGCUUAUGGAGUCCUGAUGUGGGAAGUGUUCACAUGUGGCAAAAUGCCUUACGGGCGUCUCAAGAACACUGAAGUCGUUGAAAGGGUGCAAAGGGGCAUUGUACUGGAGCGACCAAAGGCGUGUUACAAAGAGGUGUAUCAGGUGAUGCGCAAGUGCUGGUGCCAUGCGCCAGAGGACCGCCCGUCAUUCCGGUCACUCAAGGAGCAGCUGGUGAGCGUCUCACAGGGUGUCAUGGCUGACUGACUGCCCCCGGCACCCUUCCCUCCGGCCGCCCCACCGCCGCCGCUCCCGGAUUCUGUGUCCACGCCUGCAUCCGUACCUGUGCCCACUCCGAGCCCAGCAUGCAUAUUCUGCACAUCCUACGGCCACCCUUGGGCCGAACUGUGCCGUGCCAUCCAAGCGAGCCGUCGGACUGCUAAGUAGUGGCAGCAAAUGGGCACUGUUAGUGAGGAUCAGGCCAUCGGCUGUCGUACUGCGGCCAAUGUUUCAGUGGAGGUACAUCUUCUGUUGGCAGACAUUAUCUAAUAACUUAUCUGUCCAUCUCGUCUCUUUGAUCUCAUGUCAUACACUGAUUCAUUAUAUUUGGAGAUAUACUCCAAGUGUGUAUCACUCACUCUGAAGAAGUGUUUUUUUGUGCAGUGGUAAUUGUAAUAUUUUAAAUGCAUCAGAAGUGACUCGGAAGACACUGUUACGGCUGAAUAUUGAAGUUAAUGAUACCACAUGUUUAACCAGGUGAUUGAUAUUCCACCUGGCUGCACAUAUUCUUGACUGUAGUUUUGUGUGUGAUGGUACCCAGUCUGGAAACUGUUGUUGUGAUUCCUGAUUCAUAAAUUGUAUUUAUUCCUAAUGACCCUAGUCUCUGUAUCUUGAUAUUACUCAAAUGAAUUUUGUUGCGAGCACUAGAUUAAUGGAAGGAAUCGUUUUAGCUGUUGUCGUUGUGCCAUACUCUGUAACCAGCAGUGGGUGGAUUGUAUGUGAAUUUAGAACUCUGGCUGUGAGGGUGAAUACUGCUGCCAUUUACUUGGACAGUGUAUGUUUUUAGUGCUUUCCUCUGCUACUUUUAUCAAGAUCUUGUACGCACAAUGUCCUGGAAUAGCAGUGUGAGUAAUUUAUUAGGAAAGCCUCGUGUUAAAAUGUUAGGAAGAUUUUUUACUACUGCAAUUAUUUUUUGGUAAGCUGUUGUAAUAUUUUAUUAAAUUGUUAGAAAUUAAUUUCUGAGAUGUGUGUGUUUGCCAAGAAGUUCCAUAAUUGGGUAUUUAUAUAUGAGGUUGCAUGUGAUACGUUGGAUAUGUUAUAUCCUCUGAAUUAGAAAUAAUUUUAUAUCUGCUGUCUAAACAUUAGAAUGUGUGUGUGAACGUGUGCAUUUGUAAGUGUGUGUGUGUGUGUGUGUGUGUGUGUGUGUGUGUGUGUGUGUGUGUGUGUGUUCGCUGAGAAAUUGUAAGGUUUUUUUAUUGUGUUGAUAUAUAAGGUACCAUUACACAACGCUUCCUCAUGUGUUGAGGUUUUAUUGAAAAGACUUAGAAAUGUAUCACUAUUGGACUGAAAAUAGUUCAUAGCUGUUUCUCAAAUUGCAACUUGGAAGUAUCUUUAGUUAGGUAAUUACCAAUAGAUUAAUUUAUUUAAGCAGGGAAUCUUCAGUGGAAUAGAAUAAGUGACAUUCCUGGUGUUGUAGUUCUGAAUUUCUGGUGCACAAAAAUAAAUUUUGUGGCCUUAGAAGAAUAUGUCUUACACAAUUAAAAAGAAACAAAUUACUUGUCAACAGAUUAUAAAUGUACGCUCUGCUGCAUAAUAAUUUGUUAAUGACAAUUCACAGUUAAUCAGUUUUCUGUUAGAAACUUUUAGGGACCAGGUAAUUUUUAACUAAUCAACAAAGAAACUUUGCUUUAUCUCUUUCUUCAUUUGGAAAUUUACUGACCUUUGUAAUGUCCUAAACACUGGAAUUUUGAGUAAAUGAAAAAAAGAAAAAAAAUCUGACUGCAUAGUCACAAGCAUAUUGCUGCUACUCAGAAAUGUGCUUUCCUAAACAUUCGCUGUUAACAAGAUAAGGUUGUGUAACUUGGUUGAAAAUAUUCACAACGUCUUGUACUUAAUAUUGUUGUGUGCCUAGCAGUAGAUUUUGCUGAGUGUCAUGAACAUAGUUUAGGCACUGUACUUACACAAAAACUGGAAAGGUGACUUUUUAAUUUCUUCUAUAACUCAGAGUGUGGUUUUUCAGUUUUGGAAUUGAUAGACUUUUUCCCAUCAUAAAUGAAUGAAAAAAUUCAUUUUAACAGCAUAAUAAUGUAAAGUAAGAACUUUUGUCCAGAGUAGCUGUUAAAACAAGAAUGUAUAUUUUUGGCCUUGUAGAUGAGAGAGAGAGAGAGAAAUUUGUAAAACAGGUGUGUAAAAGAAAACCUCUAUCACUUCUCAUGUAAUAUUCUGUUUGAAAUUGCCAUAUUUCAGUACAUCAAACAUUUUAAAAUUUAAGGUCACUGCUUAAUAUAAUGUGAACUGCUGUGUACAGUAAGCGGUAGUUAGAUUGUUUAUCAAAGCUUGAAAUAUUGCAUAUGUACAGUGAGGGUGCAUAUGUGCACAUUUGUUCAGGUGCUCAAUGUAACAUUCACAUGAUAAAACCAGUUAAUUUCUGAAGUAAGAUUAGGUUUUAAUGUCUCUUUCUACAUCAUUUUAGUUCCUGCAGAAUAAAUGUAGCAUGUAGUCUUUUCUGCAACAGUAUUCCACUGUGUUCCUAUGUCGUAGGUGCAGUACACUUUAUAAAAAGUUGUAGCUGACUGUUCUUCGUCCAUAUUUUGAUCAGAAGUAUUGCAAUUUCCUUUUUAUAUAAGAUCACGGAACUCAAAACUUCCUUUUUAUGCAUCAUGGUUUGGUGUGUGGCCAUCAAAAAUAUCGAUUGCAAACUGCUCAUGGCAGCAGGAACAUUCUUGGACUUCCAUUGCAGUUUGUCUAACUGUAGUACAGACUGUAUUGUAUACUGAAACAAAAAUAUUAAAAUGCCCAGAGUAAGUGUUCAUUUGAAAAAUGUACUGCCAUGUGUUGUUCUUGUGAUAUUGAAUAUCUUUCAAUACUGAUAUAACUGUUGGAUGGUUAUAAUACGGCACUGAUUGCGAGAAAAAAUGUCAUUUUAUACAAAUUCUAUGUGAAAAUGUUGUGUGCUUAUUGCCUGUUUAAGAUGAGAGGACUUUUUGUAAAAGUUGCCAUUGGUUGCAUCUCUGUAAGCAGAGGUUGUCUAGUAGUGUUGUUAGAUUAAUAGCUAUGUUUAAUGUCAACAGUGUUUUAGGAGUGCUUAUUUGUUGAUGAAGACUCUUUAUUUAUAUUGUAAAUGCUGAGUGAUAGGCAUAGAGCAUAUAUCUAGUAACUUUUUUUGUGUAAAUAGACCCAUUUGUUUAAAAACAUUUGUCAGGCUAUACCUGAAUCCCGAUAUUUAGGGGAUAAUGGUUUAGUGCAGUUUUAUCGUUAUUAGAACUAAGAACUGCAUGCAUAAGAUUGGAUACUUCCCCUAGUUUACCAUUUCAUCCUGUCUUUAUUUUAUAUUCCUAGACUGUGAUAUGUUUUACACAGCUGUUGUUAAAAGAUCAGAGUAAAGUGGAGUGCAGAUAUAUUGGCUGAUCUCUUAACAAUACUGUGUUUCACAGAACUGAAUUAAGCAGUAGUGUGAAAGAAAAAAAAGUUUGUAUUUUUGUGUUUCAGUUAUCAGGUGGCCACAGUAUUGAGAGCUUUUGUGAUGAUAUAGUUUGUGUACCUUUAUAUUCCGUGACCCAUAUUAUAGUGUCAUUAUUUCUAUGCAAUUAUAAAACUUCAUGAUAUGACAGAUAUCAAUUGGAUUUCAAUAUUAAAUAACUGCUGGGAACUUUUGAAUCACAUUGGAAAAUUAUCUGAUGUGGCAUAUGUAAGAAAUUUCCUUAACUGUGAAGCUGGAAGAUUUUGUCAGAAGUGCCAAAGCAUAUACUGCCUUGUACACUUUUUUAUUAAUGAAAAUCAGUAAAUAGACAAGUAUAACAGUAAAAUUUUUCUAGCAGAUUUACAUUCUCCAAAGAUAAAUAUUCUGAGGAAAGCACAUAAAAAGUCAGAAUGGAAUGCUCCAUGCAGUCAAUAUUAUCUAUUGGGAACCCAUUUCUCCAUAUCCUUUUUAUGAUGGAUUGUUAGUAGCUCCUAGCAUGAUAGUGUGCUAUUAACAGGAACAAAUGUAGUUGUCUAGAAUGUACAUGAUGCAUGUAGCAUCUCAGAUAUGGCAGUUACUGAUGAUGUAACAGAUGCUGCAAGUAUACAGUCAUUACUAGUAGCAAUUUUAAGUGGAAGUUUAGGUCCUCACUUUGGCAUAAAUUACUAAAGUGCUUAUGACACAAAGUAGGGUCAUUUAGAAAAACUUCAGCAUCACAAUUAUGUUCCUUAAAAAACUUAUAAUCAAAUCAAAACCUCUUGAAUAUAUGUUCUUUCACAUGCUUUAAAUGAGGUAACUGAUGCUGAAUGUCAAUACAUACAUGUUAAACUAAACUGUGGAGGGAUGAACAAACAUCACUGAGGGCUAUUCAGAAAGUAAACUCUGCUAGGCUGUAAAUAAAAUGUUGCAAUACUUAAAACAAAUUUACUAUAAAUGUCUUGAAACUAUACCUUUCAUUUAGUUCCCUACAAAAACACCAUUCAGAUUUAAGCAAUUACCAACUCUCCUAAUGAAUUCAGUAAUUCCCUCUGCACAAGAUCCUGGUGCCUGCAGUUGCAGCUAACCCAUGGCAGCAUCUUCAAGUUCAGCACUGUCAAAGCAUGGGCAGCCAAGCCAGUUUUCUUGUGUGUGGAAAGGUGGAAGUUUCUUGGUGCCCAAUUUUCACUUUAGGGUGAACGCUCAAAAACUUGCCAUUUCAACUGGCACAACAAUUCUUAUUUACCAGACAACAAGGAUGAUCUAGAAUUGUUGAGCCAGAACAGUGGUAGAGAGACCACACUUUAUUUUGAAUCUUAGUUAUCUUAAUGGUUCACAGUACACUUCAGAAUUGCUUAUCCUUCUACUUUCUAUAAAAGCCACCAACAAUAUUCCUUUAGUGUCCCAAAAGAGUGGUAGUGAAAACUGGUGUAGCUGACAGAGUCAGCAUGUUGUUCUGGUUUGUUAGAUGUGGUGGUAUGAUCUCACAGCUUUGACUGCCGUUUUGUCUUCACGUACCUGUCUCAUUACAGAUCACGAUUGUGUCUGGUAGGUUUCCUCCUCAAGUAUUGGUUCCAAAAAAGAAGUUUAAGACAAGCAGUUACACACUGAGUUUUUUGGCUCUUGGAAAGGAGUUUUGGAACCAUUAAGCACAGCAGUUUAUGUACCUCAGCUGUUUAGCCAUGGUCUUUGGCAAAGCACUGAGAAACAUGUGUAAAGUUAUCUGAAAGGUGAGAUAAUUGUGAGGCGCUAUUCCAUGAAUUACUUCAACAUUUGAAACCAGUUCAUUGCUGGGUACAUAUGAACUGCCAAGUCUAUUACCAUUAUGAGUAUUCGCCCUUCCAUUCUUAAUCAUCUUCCUUCAUGACAUUCUAUCCAUAUGCAGCACAUUCCUCAUGAUGAAUGAUGUCAAAAGUCCCCCCCCCCCCCUCUCUACUAAAUUCCAUUUUAUGGAAUGGAUUUUACAUCGUCUGUGAUUUUCAAUUACAGUGCUCACCUGAACAUCUACUGUGGGCGAACAAGAAGCAAUGGAGCUUUCUCUCUAUUGCAGCUCUGAGCUCACUCAUUUGCUGCAUGAGUCAGUGUAGUAACUGUUCUGCCCCCCCCCCCCCCCUCUCCCCCCCCCCCCCCCCCCCACACACACACACCUGUUGCUUCCCAUGCUACAGAGAUUACUUUCUGGCCCUCAUGAAUUCCCUCUUUAGUGGCACUUACUCGAUUCCUCAUCCUUUUAAUUUCCCUCAAUUGUAAUAUUAACAAAAAUUAUUGCUCAAAAAUCAUUUACUUUAUUUAUCUGUAAAACAUUCCAGCUACUAUUACCACAUUAACAAAAAGUUGCUGGCCUUCUAAUUGUUGCUCAGAUCUACAUAACAACUAAUCCCAGGGAAGUUAACAGAAAAGUUCCAGAACUAAGUGUCUUAGCUCAUUAGGACUAAAUUAUUUGAAUCGUAUUCUGGAUCUCAGCAGAACUAAUUUUGUGUGGCCCUUCCUCAAAAUUUGUGUUCAUAUUAGUGGUUCCUAACAUUUCUUAUGUUCUUCUAAUCAACUGAAGGAAGCACUAAGUGAUAAUAAUACAUACAUUUGUGUUGUUACAUUGUGUGUUUUAAAUUAGUAAUGGAAAUUUUCAUUGUUCAGUCUUGGGAUUUUGAUUCUAGUGUAUAAAGUUCUGUUAUGGAGCUAACUUUGUAGAUUACUCUUCCAAAUAGUGUAAGUGCUUGCUUUUCACUUUAACUUCCAGUCACUUCCCCUGCUUCUCUGUAUAGCUUGAUAAUGCUUUAAAAGAAGAAAAUAUAAUUAUGUAAAACUGUCAUGUCAAUUGCUAAAAUAGUUCAGCAGGCAGUGCUGGGCUGUGCUGUGCUUUCCUGCAGAAGCUUAACUCAAGAAAAUUACUUCAGCUGUUUGCAUUUAUGUGGUAUCCAAACCUUUUAAAUUUUGCAAAUGGAGGAGGCUUUAUUUUUUUGACCUACCAUAGAGAGAGCCAUUUGUUACACAGUUGGACAUUUCUUUUCUUUGAGCUACCUGGGGAAACAAAUACUGAAUGUAUGAAGUGUUCUCUUGUAUUUAAAAGUUAACUCAAGAACUGUUGUAAGAUUCUGUAAACUUUUAAUAACAUUGUGUAUUUAUUUCUA